CAAGCGGUCCGGCGACCCAUGCCGCCUCGAUGACUCCGCCUCAAAGCGCCAACGGCAAGAAGGAGGCUCCCGAGGGCGUGCCUUCCGAGCUGUCGGACCUUGAACUCGAUCACGGUGUCUCCGGCGCCCCGGAAGAGAUACCAUCGGUGGAGGCAGAUGAUGAUCUGAUCGAGCCAGACCACUACUAUGGUGGUGGCAAGAUCCCGGUUUUCAAGCCGGUGAGUCGCUUGGUCUUCCACCGUGGGAGUCCGAUCGUCUGGCUCCUGUAUUGGACGCUUGGGCUAACUGGGAAAUCGCUAGACCAUGGAUCAGUUUCGGGACUUUCAGUCGUUCAUCAACAAGGUUGAGGAGUAUGGGAUGCGGUCGGGUAUCAUUAAAAUCAUACCUCCAAAAGAGUGGUCCGAUGCCCUGCCGCCCCUCGAUGAAGCCGUCAAGAAGAUCCGCGUAAAGAAUCCAAUCAUGCAAGAGUUCCAUGGUUCGCACGGAACAUACACCCAGGCCAACAUCGAGAGACAGCGAUCCUACAACUUGCCCCAGUGGAAAGGGCUUUGUGAAGAAAGCAGCCAUCAACCUCCCGCACGCAGAGGUGAAAGACGCCGGAACCAAGAGCGAGUUAACCGUGCCACUACGGCGCCCCGAAACCGGACACCUCGAGCCGACUCGCAAAAACGCCGACCUGGCCCUGGCCGCCCACCCAAACGAUCUAACCAGGUCAAAGUCAAAGAAGAGCCUCCCGCGGAGGAAGGGAUUGAUAAGAUCAAGCCGGAAGGUCCUCCAACGCCCGUGUCCCCGGAAUCGAAUCCGGUCGAGACUAAGACGGAAGAAUUGAGCGACGGCGAAUCUCUGCCCGGCCCGAAGCCUAAAGGCCGGCAGCCAAAGUCCGUGACUGCACGCAGAAAGCACAACAAGGGCGGCGAUGCAGUCGACUACGUCGAUGAAGAAGCCUUCAGAGAUUUCGACUACCGUAUCCACGAUAGUGGAGAAUACACCGCAGAGAGGUGUGAGGAACUUGAAACCGCUUACUGGAAGUCGUUGAUGUUCAACAACCCGUUGUACGGUGCCGAUAUGCCUGGUUCCCUUUUCGACGAUGACAUCACAACUUCCUGGAACGUCGCCAAAUUACCGAAUUUACUGGACGUGCUCGGACAGAAAGUACCGGGUGUCAAUACCGCGUAUCUCUACCUGGGCAUGUGGAAAGCCACGUUUGCCUGGCACUUGGAGGAUGUGGAUCUAUACAGCAUAAACUAUAUUCAUUUCGGUGCCCCGAAACAGUGGUACAGUAUAUCUCAAGAGGACGCUCCUCGGUUUGAACAGGUCAUGAAGAGUAUUUGGCCGAGUGAUGCCAAGAGCUGCGACCAAUUCCUUCGUCACAAAACCUAUCUUGUUUCGCCCAGCCUACUGAAAUCUCAGUAUGGCAUCACCGUCAACAAACUGGUGCAUUAUGAGGGCGAAUUCGUCAUUACCUACCCUUACGGCUACCACUCUGGCUACAAUCUGGGUUACAACUGUGCUGAAUCCGUCAACUUCGCGACGGAGAAGUGGCUGGACUACGGUCGUGUAGCAAAGAAAUGCCACUGCGAAGCCGACAGUGUCUGGAUCGAUGUAGAUGAGAUCGAGCGAAAACUUCGCGGCGAGGCAACGCCGGAAUUCUACGGAGAAUACGACAGUGAUCUGGAUGCGAUGGAGGGUGCAUCAGACCUCCUGACGCCGCCUCGGAGUGUACCUGAGAAAACUUCUACUCGAGGGCGCAAACGGAAGCAGGAUGGCGAAACCACGAAGGCGAAACGUAUGCGGAUAAGUAUGGAUGUUCCUCGGAAAAUCCCUUGUGUCCUCUGCCCCAACGAUCUCGACUAUGAGGAUCUGCUACCCACAGAGGAUGGCAAGGCUCAUGCUCAUCGACGUUGUGCUCUGUAUACAGAGGAGACGAGUAUCCUCCGGGACGAGAGUGGCCGCGAGGUGGUUUGUGAUGUGGAUAAAAUCCCCAAGGCCCGGAUGGGUCUCAAGUGUCUCUUCUGCCGCGAGGUGCGCGGCGCCUGCUUCCAGUGCAAUUUCGGCAAAUGUACCCGGUCCUAUCAUGCCACUUGUGCACUUUUGGCUGGCGUGCAAGUGGAGGAAGGUUUGAUCACCGUGAUCGCCGAGGAUGGCGAGCAGUACUCGAUCCCUAGCGUGGAUCUCAAAUGCAAAUACCACCGCCAAAAGAAGCCGUCAUGGAUGGGCAACAGCGAUUCGCUCGAGUGCGACCGGAAACUCAUGCAGACCGCAGGGCGAUUGGUGGCUGGGGAUUUAGUGCAGUUCCAGGCGGACAAGGAAAUCAAUGGGGCAGUGGUGCUUGACAACCGACAAGAGGAACGAACGUUGCUGGUCAAGGUGCUCCCUCGAGGGGAUGUAAUCGAAUUACCAUACAGGUGGAUGCUCAUGGUUCGACGGAGCAAUUUCUCACCGCUGGCACCAGGAACCAAGCCUCUUCCUGCCCACUUGGCUCGGAAGCCCGAGAGCCGGAAAGAGUUGGAAUCAGCCGUGCCGGUGGCAGGAAAUCCGUUUGGUGAUGGAGACUCCCCGUAUCAGUGGGCCGAAUUCGAGACGGUGGACAGCACUAGUUACCACAUUGCCCCACCAUCGGCGCCCAUCAACCUCAUGCAGGGCGAGCAGCAGAUCUGGUAUUACCUGGGCGAAUCUUCUACUGAAUGUAGGGCUCAGUAUACGCACAACCCUACUGUGCCUGUCCACAACCCGCGGGCGAAUUUCCUGGACAGCGUUAAGUCUCUUGGCGCUGUGAUGGCCCGGGUCCCCUCUUACUACCCCCACCAUCCUCUCCCUGCCACGACUACGUAUGCCCCUCACCUCGCUGGCCUUUCUCCUCACCACCUGUCGCUUCCCACCGCCUCUGCUGUCGCUGCUACUGCUGCUGCUGCUGCUUCUGCCGCUGCCGCCAAAACCACGCAUCCCACCACUACCGCUGCCGCUGCUGCCGCCGCCGCCGUCGCUGCUGCUGCUGCUCCCCGCUCUUCAUUGCUGCAGCAUUCUUCUCUUGCCCCUCCACGUUCUACAUUUUCUGCUGCUGCUGCUGCUGCUCCUCCGCCCCCUACUGCGAUGCCGUCUGCUUACCGCACCCUACCAACGCAAUCUGCCCGUCAUGCCCCGUACCCGCACGUCACCAAGUCGCACUUGCAGUCCCAUGCUCGUCAUCAGCACUCACAGGCUCACCCCGUCCAUCAAUAUUCGCCGUCACAAUUAUUACAACAGCAGCAGCAGCAGAACAAUCACAAUCACCACCUCCCUGCGAAUAAUUUUGCCAAUGUCCGGGAGCUGAUCGCUCGCCGUCGCCUGGCUCAGAUCACCGACCACGCCAAUGUCUUCGCCGGUUAUACUAUUGUCAGUCCUGAGCUGGUCGUUGAGACGCUGCUGGGUCCGAUGGGCUCCGUCCCACCGCCUAAUGGCCUGGAGAAGCUGGAACUAGCCAUGGCUCAGCAGCGAGUGCAACCUCGAGCGCCUGAUGGCUCCCUCCUUUCGCUACAGCCCCUAAACAUGCGAUCAGAGGAGGUGACUCGGUUGUUGCAGAUGCUCCGCUUCUCGCUGGUGAGUCAUCGGGACCGGCUCGACGUGCUGCAAAAGAAGGAGCCGGAGCCCAUCAAGCAAGAGGCGGUGAGUGGCAGCGGCUUGGCAGUUGCGAAAGUGCCACGCACCUACGCUUAUCUCGAGCAGCAGCGUGAGCAGGCCCCGACCGUCUACCAGUCUCCUUAUGACAUGCCAUCUGGCUUCACGGAGUAUGCUCAGAAGACAUUCGGUUUGACCCGCGUUGACCCUGAAUUGCCUCGGCCGUCUCUCGCCAACGACUACUUCGCCAGUCUUUCCCCCGCCGAUCAAGAGAAGAUUCUUAAGACUUGUGGUAGUUUCGUGCAACGGGCCAUUGAACGGUCGGCCAGCCAUAGCCGUCAGAAUUCAUCUUCCAACCUGCGCCUGGCCACGGCUCUAGCCCGACAGACGGAGAACCCGACGAUUGAUAUCACGACGGUGGAGGACAUGCCGUUCCCCGGCCUCGACCUACCAUUGCACGCCGACUCUCCCUGCUCCAACUUCAGCCGAUCGCAUUUGCGGUUCCAGUCUCCAAAUGACUUUGCUCAUCACGGACCGGAACCUCAUCACGAUCACCAUGAUCUUUUUGGCGAUCAGCAGGCAAACACGAGGUUCUGGCAGCAUGGGCCGUGGGCUGCCGGCGAUGGCAACACCCCCAACGAAGAGAGCCGGCCCUUCUUUGGUCCCCACGAGCGACUCAAGCAUGACUAUGCGUCAUCCGACAUCUCUCUGGGCCGCGGAGGUCCUGGUUCUUUGCACUCGGUCGACAUGGCUGGGUUUGGCAUGGACGGGACAGAAGACAUUGGCGCGGUGCUCAGCCCCUAAGCGAGGGGCCGUCUCCUCGCGACUCGAUUUAUAUGCCUGCGACGAUUUUUGCAUCCUCAACAUUUCUCCCGACUAUCAUCACCAUGUAACGACUUAUCUGGAUUGACGACUGCAUGACUGGGCGUUUGCGAUUCUAUUUUUGUGCCUCUCUCUUUCCGGACGAUGAUCAUUCGCCAUGAAGUCGACACUAGCUGGCUAGUCGUCGUUCAGAUUGGGGCCAUGUUCCAAGGAGGCCUUUGAUCAUCUCCUUUCAUUUCUCCCAGCAGG
Aspergillus saccharolyticus JOP 1030-1 is the source of this 4665-nucleotide messenger RNA. RefSeq names its product putative jumonji family transcription factor. Gene Ontology annotation, biological process: chromatin remodeling. Bases 304 to 4398 code for a protein of 1364 amino acids. NCBI's taxonomy places the organism in Eukaryota, Fungi, Ascomycota, Eurotiomycetes, Eurotiales, Aspergillaceae. The transcript has 4 exons. Gene Ontology annotation, molecular function: histone H3K36 demethylase activity; histone H3K9 demethylase activity. Gene Ontology annotation, cellular component: nucleus. The record is from RefSeq and is a predicted model, not a curated record.